Molecule: messenger RNA, 735 nt
Organism: Symbiodinium pilosum
Lineage: Eukaryota; Dinophyceae; Suessiales; Symbiodiniaceae
Source: the annotation of a GenBank genome assembly
AUGCCCGGCUACCGGCUGGGCCGCCACAUUGCGCUCAUGAAGAUAACACGCCUGGUCGAAGAAGACCGCGAGCGCGCAGAAGAUACUGCCCUGGCCCUGGCGCUGGCCUCGGAGCCGGACGUGGAGGAGGAGUUGGUGCAGGCUGAGCCCGUGGAGCCAAGCUCCGUGACAGUGCCAGCCCCGCAGACAGUGCCAUCUUCGCAGACGCUGUCCGAGCCAGUAGAGCCAGUAGAGGAUGAGGCCUCCGUUACGAAGCAGGCAACCGACACCCGCAAGCUGAGCGACGUGCGUCAGCGACGUGAUGAACGCGUAAGGUGGGAUGUCGUGGAGCCUGAUGACGAGCCGGCCCCUGCAACUACCAGUGACUGGCAGGACAUGCGUGCGGCCUGUGCUGGCAGACCGCUGGGACGGGCGUCGAUGUACAUGCAUCACAUCACGGCUCCCUGGAAACAAAAGUUCAUCCUUCAGGUGGCGUCGAGUGCUGGCCUCUCGGGAAGGUGCCUCUUCGGCAAGCCUGGCCGCAUCCUGGUCGAAGGGCCCAUCGAGAUUGUCGAAAAGUACACCAAGAAGAUCGAGUCAUGGCCAUGGAAGACCUGCGACUUGCAAGGCCCGUGGAAGGUGGAGGAGCGCGCCUUUGACGCCUUCGAUCAGCUUGGCAGCAACUCUGAGUUCAAGAAGGCCGUGGCACAAGCAGGGCUGAGCCAAGAGCUGCGAGCACUCCGCUCUGGAGCAUGA